Penicillium subrubescens is the source of this 1380-nucleotide messenger RNA. Its product is annotated as DUF1776 domain-containing protein. The coding region runs from base 1 to 1380 and encodes 459 amino acids. Lineage: Eukaryota; Fungi; Ascomycota; Eurotiomycetes; Eurotiales; Aspergillaceae. The record is from RefSeq and is a predicted model, not a curated record. The transcript has 4 exons.
AUGACGAGCGACGAUCAGUUCUUCCUUGACUACCUCGCGUCCAUACCGCAUGACGUAAGGCGAUACUCGUUGCAAGUCGCCGACUCAAUCGAUCGCCAGGUCGACUGGGCAGCAGCCACGAUCCGAGAAACCCUCGCACAUCAAUCAUGGCUACCGACAGCUGUUCGGCCGACGCUGCGCAUGCGGGAUAUGCGCUCGCCGCCGCGUGGGUUGACUGAUCGGGUCCAGGACUGGGUGGCUCGGAAUCGUGCGCUGACCGCGGCUAUCGUUGCGUUCGUCGGCACUGGGUGUGUUUUGUUGUAUGGGAACAAAAGGUUGAAUAGCAAGCGGAGGAAGGCUAGGAAGGCUGGUAAUGGGUCACGGAAGGAGAUUGUUGUCCUUGCUGGAUCGCCGCAUGAACCGAUGACACGAGCUAUCGCUGCAGAUCUGGAGCGCCGGGGAUAUAUUGUGUAUGUGACGGUAUCGUCUGCGGAGGAGGAACAUAUCGUUCAGUCGGAGCACCGGGCAGACAUCAAACCCUUGUGGCUGGAUUUGACAACGACCUCGUCAAAUCAAUCAGAACUCCACCCUUCGCUCCAUGAGCUUCGCGCUCUGAUCACACAACCUCAGUCUCCCCUCCCAGGGAUGCCCCCGCAUACCUGCCAGUUGAGCGGUGUUAUCAUUGUACCCUCGCCAAAUUACGCCGCCGGACCAGUUGCCACCAUCCCAGCAUCAUCAUGGGCGGACACCGUCAACACCCGACUCCUCUCUCCCAUCUUGACCGCGCAGGUCUUCCUCCCCCUCCUGACCCUUCGCAGCAACAGCAGCUCUCUCAUCUUCGCCUACCCAUCCAUCUCAUCAUCCCUGUCCGCACCCUUCGCCGGGCCCGAAGUUACCACGACCCGGGCUAUUUCAGGCUUUGCAACAUCUCUCCGCCAGGAACUCCGUCUUCUGGAGAAUGGAAAAGUCGAUGUUGUCGAGCUCCGGCUUGGAAAUAUCGACCUGGGCCCAUCGUACCGGAAUGCGCAGAACCAUAUUGCUGGGACGGAAGUUCUGGCAUGGAGCGUGCAACAGAGGGCGUUGUAUGGCCCUCAAUAUUUGAAUAGCGUGGAGCAGAGGCCAGUUGCUUCUGCGGGACCUGCUGCGAUUCGCGGCUCUCCUGCGCGGGUCCUUCACCACGCUGUGCUGGAUGCCUUGGAGCCAGCGUCCCGGAACAUCUUCGGGCGUCGUGCGCAUAAGAAAUCUGUUUUGUAUGUUGGCCGAGGUGCGCGGUCGUACAGUCUGAUCGGCGAUUGGAUGCCCAGUGGGUUGGUGGGCUUGAUGAUGGGUUACCGCAGCGGACAAACCGUGGGAACAGGCAGCUCUAGCAGUGGCAGUGAGAACAGCUGGGAGCGAGUUUGA